Molecule: messenger RNA, 720 nt
Organism: Lathyrus oleraceus (garden pea)
Lineage: Eukaryota; Viridiplantae; Streptophyta; Magnoliopsida; Fabales; Fabaceae
Exons: 1
Coding region: 1-720 (239 amino acids)
Source: RefSeq, a predicted model, not a curated record
AUGGAUCCUACUAGAAGAGGUGUUUAUACCUACAAGUUUGUGGAACCUUCUUUGAAGACAUUGAGAGGAUUGGGAGCUCGCUUGGUUUUCGACAAUAAAGACAAGUUCAAGGAUGCCUAUGGAAAUAUUCUAGGAAUGCUUAACAUUGAGGUCAACAUUACAGCUUUUCACACUCUAGUGCAGUUCUACGACCCUCCUUUGAGAUGCUUCACAUUCCAGGAUUACCAGUUGGCUCCUACUUUGGAGGAAUAUUCACAUAUUCUGGGGAUUGAGAUUAAGGAUCAGGCUCCCUUUGUCCCUACAAAAGAACUUCCUAAGUCUCAAUAUCUAGCUGAAAUCAUUCACAUAGGGAAGAAGGAGGUGGAGCUCAAUCUUAAACCUAAGGGUGGGACCCAUGGGUUUGCCUUGAAGUUUCUGGUUAACAAGGCUAUUACAUUUGCUGAAGCUGAGAGUUGGGACGCCUUCAACACUAUCUUUGUUUUGAUCAUAUAUGGGAUCAUGUUGUUCCCAAACAUGGAAGACUUUGUUGAUUUGGCUUCUAUCUACCUCUUCAUGGCCAAGAACCUCGUUCCUACUCUUCUUGCUGACAAAUACUACUCCAUCCAUGUGAGGAAUGAGAAGAAGAAGGGGAUUAUCAUAUGUUGUACCCCCUGCUGUAUAGAUGGUUUAUUUCACAUCUACCCAACAAGGGUCCUUUUGUUGACAAUGAGGGAAAUCUGA